Molecule: messenger RNA, 579 nt
Organism: Fraxinus pennsylvanica
Lineage: Eukaryota; Viridiplantae; Streptophyta; Magnoliopsida; Lamiales; Oleaceae
Source: the annotation of a GenBank genome assembly
AUGACAACGAAAGCGAUUGUUGUAGAAGUUGAAUGCUUAUUCAUCCUAGUUGCACCAACAAACCCAAAGCUAGGAAGUAAAGUAUUUUCUUCAGAAGUAAACAAAGCUUUACUAGUGAUGGAUAUCGCUGUUUCACGUGGAGGGGAAGUAGCAAGCUUGAGGAGACAACUACAGUACUUACAAGAAAGCCACAGGCAGCUUUUGGGAGGAGAACUUUCUGGAUUGAGCAUCAUAGACCUGCAAAACCUGGAAAAUCAACUGGAAAUGAGUUUGAAAGGCAUCCGCAUGAAAAAGGAACAAAUCAUGACUGAUGAAAUGAAAGAGUUAAACCGAAAGGGGAGUCUCAUUCAUCAAGAGAACAUAGAACUGCGUAAGAAGGUAGACCUUGUUCAUCAAGAAAAUGCAGAAUUGCGGAGAAAGGUUCAUGGCUCACAGAAUAUUGAUGAAGCAAACAGGGUUUCCUACAUAAUUAACAAUGCAAUUAACAAUGAAUAUGAUUUGCGCGGCCCCAUCAAUCUACAGCUAAGCCAACCUCAAACUCAGAAGAGUCCACCAACAAUAAUGAUGAAGUUGGGGUAA